AACAAAAUAUCAAAAUGAUUUUGAAGAGUGCAGUUCUGCUGUCCUUGUUUGCCGUUGCCAUUGCUUUUCCAGCGUUAAACGAAACUUUAAAAGAUGAACCUUCUGGUCGUGUUAUUGGAGGAAAUAACGCUUUCAACGGUCAAUUUCCGUUCGUUGCAUCAAUAAGAGAUACUAACAAUAACCAUUUUUGUUCGGGAGUAUUGAUCAGUAAUGAGUGGGUGGUAACACUUCGCACUUGUAUGCAAGGACGCACAACACUCAAUACUCGUGUUGCAUUUGGAUCGGUGAAUCGAUCGGGAGGUUGGACUUACACAAUAUGGAACAUAUUUAUUCGUCCUAAUGUCGAUCCUAGAGUGACAAGCAACGACAUUGCCUUGAUCCAAACUUGGAAUUUUGUUACUCUUGAUAAUCUUGUAUGGCCAGCAAAUUCACCAAGUUUUCGCCUUUCUGGUGGACAGACAGCUACAGCGAUGGGUUGGGGAAACACAGCACCGAAUGGAUCACCAGCUAAUACUUUACAAUGGACUACACUUACAGUAACAGACACAAACACUUGCGGAAAUUUUUUCUGGAAUAUCAUGAAUUUUGACUGGGGGAAUUCUUUUUGUACUGUAACUUCACCAGGAGCAAGUGUAGGAAGAAUGUGUACGGGUGAUGACGGAGCUCCAUUGGUUAUUGGUAAUACUGUUCAUGGCAUUCUAAGAUUUUCAUCAUGUGGAAUUGGAGGAGGUUUCCCUGAUCUCUUCCUUUCUCUUUUUGACUUUAGGGACUGGAUAAGAUCGACAACCGGCAUGUGUUGCUUUUAAUACAAUAUUUUCAGACAUUAUCCUUUCACGAUAUCUCUGAUAAAAGCUUUUAAUGUGAGAAUAUUCUACUAUCAAAUAAACUUCAUUCAAGCAUUGAAAAA
Molecule: messenger RNA, 907 nt
Organism: Clunio marinus
Lineage: Eukaryota; Metazoa; Arthropoda; Insecta; Diptera; Chironomidae
Source: the annotation of a GenBank genome assembly